This is a messenger RNA of Baudoinia panamericana UAMH 10762, 1248 nucleotides long. RefSeq lists its product as uncharacterized. Gene Ontology annotation, biological process: phosphatidic acid biosynthetic process; triglyceride catabolic process. Gene Ontology annotation, molecular function: acylglycerone-phosphate reductase (NADP+) activity; triacylglycerol lipase activity. The transcript is spliced from 3 exons. Bases 193 to 1113 code for a protein of 306 amino acids. Lineage: Eukaryota; Fungi; Ascomycota; Dothideomycetes; Mycosphaerellales; Teratosphaeriaceae. Gene Ontology annotation, cellular component: lipid droplet; endoplasmic reticulum. The record is from RefSeq and is a predicted model, not a curated record.
GUACUGACUACUGAAACAGUGGAGUCGAAGGUCCAAGUCAAGCCGGAACCAAACCCCACCAAAUGGAAGGAUUCCAUUUCCUGCAAUCAGGCUAAGAGUAUUUCACCACGCUUGCCUACCACAACAGCAACAAUGAAGUAUAUAACAUAAGAAACCCCCCUCCCUCCAACCCAACCAGAAACCCGACGAAAAAUGACCACCCGCCCUCGCCGCCGAAAAUGGGCCCUCAUCACCGGCGUCUCCCCGUCCGGACUUGGCUCUGCACUAACCCAAGAACUCCUCCGGCGCAGCAUAAACGUGAUCGCCACCACCCCGGACGCCUCCCUCCAGCCCCUAGCACACCUCUCCUCGCCCACACCCACUUACACGAAACUAGCAACGCUCCACCUGGACGUCACAUCCGCUCCCUCCAUCUCCACAGCCGUCUCCCAAACCUCGGAAUUCACGGGCGGGAGACUGGAUUAUUUGUUCAAUAAUGCCGGGUACGGGUACAUGUCCCCCCUCCUCUCCGCGGACUUGGACGCCGUGCGGCGAAAUUUCGAGGUGAACGUUUUUGGGUUGUUGGCCGUGACGCAGGCUUUCUUCCCUCUGCUGCGGGAGGCGAGGGGGGUGGUGGUGUGCGCGGGGAGUAUUGCCGGGCUGUCGGGUUGCUAUCAGCCGUUUAUCGGCAGUUAUUCCGCGUCCAAGGCGGCGGUGGGGAAGGUGGGGGAUACGUUGAGAGUCGAGUUGGCGCCGUUUGGGGUGAAGGUCGUCACGCUAGUGACAGGCGACGUGCGUACGCAGUUCUGGGAGAACGCUCGAGCGGCUUCGCCUCGUCUCGCCCCGGACUCGCCGUACGAGCCGAUUCGUGCGAAGGCCGAGGCGAUGAUGGCGGGGAAGACGAACCCGGCUGGCCAGCAUGAGGCGGAGAGGUGGGCGAAGGAGGUGCUGAAUCAGGUACUCGCGCCAUCGCCGCCAGGUCAUGUGCGGAAAGGGUUCUUGGCGUGGGCGAUGUGGAUUGUCAGCUUGUUGCUGCCGUACUGGUUGCUUGAUUGGCUGUAUGCGCGGACUUCCGGGUUGGGAGAGCUCAGAGGGCACGUCAUAAAGGCGAGAUCGGUGAAGAAGACGCAAUGAUAGUGACUACACCUCAAACCUCACCGCCUCAUCUUCUUCUCCAACCUCCUCCUCUUCACCUCAAACGCACCCCCCAUCCCACUAUCCCUCGGCCCGUCCGCCACACUCCCACUCCCUCGCUUCCGACUCCGGAUC